CCACGUACCCCAAAAUGUGCUCGUUGUCGAAAUCACGGAGUCGUUUCCGCACUAAAAGGACAUAAACGUUACUGUCGAUGGCGUGACUGCGUCUGUGCCAAAUGUACGUUGAUAGCAGAACGACAAAGGGUGAUGGCGGCGCAGGUAGCU
Lottia gigantea (owl limpet) is the source of this 150-nucleotide messenger RNA. RefSeq lists its product as hypothetical. The transcript has a single exon. Gene Ontology annotation, biological process: regulation of transcription by RNA polymerase II; sex differentiation. Gene Ontology annotation, cellular component: nucleus. Gene Ontology annotation, molecular function: RNA polymerase II cis-regulatory region sequence-specific DNA binding; DNA-binding transcription factor activity, RNA polymerase II-specific. The record is from RefSeq and is a predicted model, not a curated record. NCBI's taxonomy places the organism in Eukaryota, Metazoa, Mollusca, Gastropoda, Lottiidae. The annotation marks the transcript as partial.